UCAAGCUACUGUGAGCGGCUCAGUUGUGGAAAACAAGAGGCUGUAUUGCGUUCGCAAUAAACCAUUUCGCUGCGGGUGCACAUACGGAGCGGACAGUAGUCAGCGUUGAGUUGUGUUCUUUCAAUCAGACAGAAUGGGCAAGGGAGAUCCUAACAAGCCUCGGGGGAAGAUGUCCUCCUAUGCCUACUUUGUGCAGACGUGCAGGGAAGAGCACAAGAAGAAACACCCCGACUCAUCCGUCAACUUCGCUGAGUUCUCCAAGAAAUGCUCCGAGAGGUGGAAGACCAUGUCUGCAAAAGAAAAGGGAAAGUUUGAGGACAUGGCUAAAGGUGAUAAAGUCCGGUAUGAACGCGAGAUGAAAACCUACAUACCACCAAAAGGAGAGACAAAGGGAAAGAAAAAGAAGGAUCCAAAUGCACCAAAAAGGCCGCCAUCUGCCUUUUUCCUCUUUUGUUCUGAGCAACGUCCCCAGAUAAAGAGCGAGACUCCUGGUCUUUCCAUUGGUGACACGGCUAAGAAACUAGGAGAGCGGUGGUCAGAACAGACUUCUAAGGACAAGUUACCAUUUGAGCAAAAGGCAGCCAAACUAAAGGAAAAAUAUGAGAAGGAUGUUGCCGCAUACCGGGCUAAGGGCAAAAGUGAUGUCGGCAAGAAAGUUCCAGGAAGGCCGACGGGUUCUAAAAAGAAGGCAGAACCAGAAGAUGAUGAUGAUGAAGACGAGGACGACGAAGAUGAGGAGGAUGAAGAUGAUGAGGAUGAUGAUGAAUAAAUGAUUUGUUUGCUGUAUAAAUUGUGCUGAAGCCCCUUUUUUUGAAUUUUUUUUUUGCUAAGAAUGUGAACUCAAGUGCAGCUCAUUUUGUUAGCUUGGUUAUAAAAAAAAAACUGUACAGAACUGUGUAUAGGUCAUGUGAUUUGUUAGGGAAAAAAACCUAUUUUUAAUAUAAGUAGUGGACGGGCUGUUAAGAGCUGAUAUGGGAUUAUUCUGCAUAUUUAAUGAAUUCAAAAGGUAGCCUAGUGUGUUAGUAACAAGACCCAUUUAUUCUUUAGAACCUAUAGAUCUGGUGCAUUGUACUUUUCUAACUUUUUUAGAUGUUUUUUUUUUGUAAUAAAAUUUAUAUAUAUCACGCCCCUGUUUUUACUAAAGAUGGCUGUUUUGCAGAAAGGUUGGUGGUUGUAUGAGAAGAUUUUACUCCUACAGUUAUUGAUCAGUGUCCCAAACUUCAGAUUAGGUCUGUUUUGUAGCUAAUGUUAAACUUUUGUCAGGCAGAAUGAUUAAGGCUUAUAACUUGCAUAAUACAGGGGCUUGAAUAGUUUGCUGUAGUCAAGGGAAUAAACUAGGUUUCAGUCCUUUUUUUACAAAGCUAUCUAGUGUGGGGAGUUGGCAGAGCAUUGAUAAACCAUUUCUAAACAGCCACUCGAAUAUAUUCCCAACAAACCAUUAUUUGAUGGGGAUAAUGUUAUGGUGCCUGCACUAAAUGCCUGCGUGGUGGCAAUGUACAAUUACACAGGUGCAUCUAGAAAGAGAAAGCAGUGCUAACAACUUUCUAAUAUCCAUUAAAAUGACAUUGCUUUCAACAGCAAUAAAUGAAAGUACUGUUAACAAAACUGCCAGUUUGUACAGGUAUAGGAUCCAUUGUCUGGAAACUGGUUAUCCACAAGGCUUUAACUUAUGGGAAGACUAUCUUUCAUAGACUCAAAUGUUAUCCAAAUAAUCAACUUUUGAUUUUCUUUAUUUAAAAAAUGCUUCAGUCUGCUUGACUAUAGGAAUGGAAAGACUUCACUUCCCAUAAUACCUUAUAUAUUUGUUGUGCUAUUUAAGAGGUGCCACAGCAAAGACUUUCCCUCACUGCUGCCUUAUUAGGGCUAUGGACACAGGCUCUGGCUGUCAGUUGCUAAGAAAAGCACAACUGCUCCAUUGAUUUGAAUAUAAGGUUCACACACAUGCUGAUCAGAUUCAGAUCAAUGGAGCCGUGACACUGAGCAGAUCUGCUUCCUCAUCCUGCCAAGUCUGUGCCCAUAGUCUAAAUAAAUGACCGGCUUUUUGUAGUUGGCACAAAUGUAAUCUAUACAGGCGGAAGAUCACCUUUCUUUUGCAGCUCUAACCUGGGAGUUGACACGUAGCUGGUCAGUUUGCUUUUCAUUCUGGCUUGAGUGAACUAAAUGAAGUUAUAUCUGAGGCCCCCUCAAUUCAGCUCUCUGACUGACAGAUGUAAAGUUUAGUUAGACCUGUUCUUUCCAGCCUUUAUAGACAUUUUAGGCCAACUACAUAUUGGAAACAUUCUUCUUGGUUUAUUCACCCAGUUUUAGAUUGACAUUGUACUGUUACUUUACAAACUGAUUCAUUUUGCAAACUUAAAGGUGCACUAGGCAAAUCUAAAAUGUCCUUUCCCAAAUGAGUUUUCCAUAACUUUACAAUAUGCAGCACAGUGGGGUUUUCAGAUAAUCAUGUCCACCAACUCAGAGAAGCAAUUGCAAACCUGGAUUCAGCUGCAGACUCAAUGUAAGCUAUUGCUUUAGACUAGAGAAAAGAUAAAAGCAACACAAUCUGGUGUCACCACUCCCACUUCAGUAAUUUUAGCAACAGGUACCACAAAUAGAGCUGUAUUGAAGUCACAUUUGCUUGGGAGUGGGUUCUCUCCAGGCCUUCUACAUUGUAUAUUUGACUUUUGGUGUAAAAAAUACAAUCAAAUAUAAGCAAUGGAAAUAGGUUACUAUUUGUGAUUUACAAUUGUGUUCAGAAUAAAAGCAGUCUGGCAUCAA
Molecule: messenger RNA, 2760 nt
Organism: Xenopus laevis (African clawed frog)
Lineage: Eukaryota; Metazoa; Chordata; Amphibia; Anura; Pipidae
Gene: hmgb2.S
Product: high mobility group box 2 S homeolog
Biological process (GO): regulation of transcription by RNA polymerase II
Cellular component (GO): extracellular region; nucleus; cytoplasm
Molecular function (GO): DNA binding
Source: RefSeq, marked provisional